Neurospora tetraspora is the source of this 1102-nucleotide messenger RNA. RefSeq lists its product as uncharacterized. The record is from RefSeq and is a predicted model, not a curated record. Bases 1 to 852 code for a protein of 283 amino acids. NCBI's taxonomy places the organism in Eukaryota, Fungi, Ascomycota, Sordariomycetes, Sordariales, Sordariaceae. The transcript is spliced from 2 exons.
AUGGGCUUCAACUGCACCUUCGACUGGGUCCCCCGUGGCCUGACCUUCACCCCCACCACCGUCGACCCCGACCUGCACAUCCACCACGGCGGCCCCAUCGAACCCGACACCAUCCCCUCGCGCUACCGAAUCGAAACCAGAACUCCCAACCCCUCUUACCUCACGCCCUCCCUCUGGAUCGAGAGCAUGAUGAGCAUCGUCACCCAACCCUCCAAAUCCCUCAUCCUCCUCGAGUCCAGUGGCCCGGAAGAACCCGGAUUUGCUGCCCCCUACGAUGUCAUCCGCGCUGCUUUCAAGUCAUUGGGGCUCAGGAGAGAGCAGGUAAGGAGAGUUAUCGGCAAGAGCGGAUCACUGACGGAUUAUUUCUUUUCUGAGACGGUGAGCGAUGCGAGCGUUGAGCUUGCGUUUCGCUGGACUUCGAUGCCAGGGUGUUAUGUUAUCUUCUUUGGAAGGUUUACCACGAGACUGGAGAUGGGGGCGGAGGGGACGAAGAGGAUGGUUGGUGUUGUUUCUCAUCGAGGAUUUCUUCCUAUUUCUUUCGAUAAAGCUGGUGUGGACACCAGAGAGGAGAAGACGCACGCGAUAGAGUCUGACUAUUUAAUGGUGGCGCUGGACAAGCAUGCCGAGGAACUAGACGAAAACCCGAUGAGGGUGUUCACCGUCCUGAUUCAGCUGUGUGUAUACCACUUGGAUGAAGAGAUCCAUGAGCUUGGCGUAAGGAUAGAUGGCACACCAAUCGAAGCUUUUGCACAGGUGUCAAAGGAGAUGGCGCCGGAGAUUUGCGGCCUGAGGAAGGCUUGUAAUGAUCUCUUGGUUAUCUGUGGCGGGUAUUUGCAUGCAGCAAAUAUCUAAACUGAAGGGGACAAGUACCCUGACGUACGUGGAUGGAUUGCGGAAGGAUGUUCAUGGGAUUAGAAUGUUGGUUGAACUGCGCUUGGAGAAAUUGAACUACGUUGAUGGGGUUUGUAGCCGUAUGGUGAUGGGUGCGGAUUCAGGGAGGCGCAACAGGUUGAUGGAGUGUUGAGUGGUGGAUCUGGAGAAGUCAAGUAGUAGGCUGGUGACGAGAGACGAGAACAAGAAAGACUUUACCGGAGAGAAAAAC